AUGGUCAAACCGGAACUGCUAGAGGAACGAAUUUUCAAUAGCAUAACUUGGGCUCCUAGAAUAUGGGGCCCUUGGGACAAUCUAUUUGAUUGCAGGGACAGGUACGCUGAAUAUGACUGGGGAUUUUCCUAUGGGUAUUGGAGCGGGUCCAAGCAGAUUAAAGAGGAUGAGUUGUCAGAGACUGCUAUUUAUUCGAAUUAUUUCUGGUAUAUUUAUCAUAAAAAGGGGGAGGUGCAAGAGACUGAUUCGGACUUCUUGCAGAGUGGAACAAUGCAGUACCAGACACGAGAUAUAUCUUUCAAAGAAGAAGGCUUUUUUCGAAUAAGCCAAUUGAUUUGGGACUUCGGAUCCAUUCUUUUUCCUAUUCAAAGAUCAGGCCUUUGUCUCUGUGUUUUCACGUCGAGAAUUCUUUGCAGAUGA
Molecule: messenger RNA, 420 nt
Organism: Zea mays
Lineage: Eukaryota; Viridiplantae; Streptophyta; Magnoliopsida; Poales; Poaceae
Source: the annotation of a RefSeq genome assembly